ACAGAAGAAUAAGAAAGGAAGUUAGAGAGAAAAAUGGAGAAAUUGUUGAGUAAUGGGGUAAGGCAUCUGUUUGUGACGGUGUUUCUGUCGACGGCGGCGGCGGUUAUGGUGUUGCCAGCGAUCACCGACGUCACAAUGGCGGCGCUCUGCCCUGGCCGUGAUGAGUGCUCUCUCGCCAUAUACCUCAGUGGCUUCCAACAGGCGCUAUCAGGAUUUGGAGCAGUAGUGAUAACACCGCUGGUAGGAAAUUUGUCGGACAAGUAUGGAAGGAAAGCACUGCUGACAUUACCCAUGACAGUCUCCAUUAUCCCACUCGCGAUAUUAGCAUACAGCAGGGAGAGAAACUUCUUCUAUGCAUAUUACGCUGUGAGGACUCUCACGGCCAUGGUCUCCGAGGGCACGACUGCUUGCCUCGCUCUCGCUUAUCUGGCAGAUAACACUUCACUGGAAAAACGAGCGUCCGCAUUUGGUUUGCUUACUGGAGUAUGCUCUGCUGCUUUCGUUUGCGGAACCUUAGCAUCUCGCUUCCUUGCAACUGACUAUAUUUUUCCGAUUGCUGCAAUUUUCUCUGUGGUCGGAACUGUAUACAUGAGAAUCUUUCUCGAGGAUUGUUUGCCAGGUGGAAGUGAUUUAGUACAGCCAAUGUUGAAGGAAGAAGUGCCAGAAUUUACUGACCGUGAGGACGAUGGCAAUGAAUUGCCGAGACCGACACCGGCUUUCAGAAAGAUGCCGACUCUGAAUGAUGUUAUUACCUUAUUCAAGAGCAGUACGCUACUCUCACUAGCCGCAGUUGUUGUAUUCUUUACCGGCGUCGGUGAGGGAGGAAUGCAAGCCUCGAUAUUGUACUAUUUGAAAGCUCGAUUUCACUUCGAUAAGAACCAGUUCGCAGAUUUGAUGCUGGUUUCAGGGGCUGCAGGAACCAUCUCGCAGCUUGUUUUGAUGCCCCUGUUGGCUCCUCUUCUAUCAGAAGAUAAGUUACUUUCAUUAGGCCUUUUGGUCAGCAGCAUUGGUAUGGUUAUUAACAGCAUUGCCUGGGCAAUUUGGGUUCCUUAUGUUGUGACUAUAUUUUCUAUUUUCUCUGUUUUCGUAAGUCCAAGUCUACGCAGCCUUGUAUCAAAACAAGUCGGUGAACAUGAGCAGGGCAAGGUUCAAGGAUGCCUUUCAGGGUUGAGCUCUCUCGCCCAAAUUGCCGCUCCCUUAAUCUUCAGUCCUCUCACAGCUUUAUUCUUGUCUGACCAUCCACCCUUCAAGUUCCCCGGCUUCAGCCUUUUGUGUAUUGCCAUCACUUCAAUGAUUGCUUUAGUUCUAAGCCUCAUGAUGAUGGCGUCCCCAAGUAGUUCAAGUCAACGACCCAGUAGCAGCGGUAGCUCAGAAGCCUAGUCGUCAGCUCUGAGAACUUGGUAUAUAUGUCCAUAAUAUAUCGGCCACACAUUUCAAGUAGGCAACGGAUGUUUGAGAACAUGGCCAAAUGAGAGAAUUGCAGUCUGCAGGCCGAAAAGGAUGCAACCGCUUGGGUUUUGCCGGUGUGUUUCAAUCUCUAAAAAUUUUGCAUUUUAGAGCCGUAUUUAGACUAAAGAUUUUUGGACUUCUACAUGGCUAGAGGAUGUUAGGCAUAGCUUGAAUAUUCUACUAUGUUUUUAACACUUCACUAGAAUUGUUAAUCCAAGAGUUAAAUUAGUGAUUCUUUUUCAGACGAUGUCCAUUUUGCACACCCUUACUAUGUGUAUUUUUAAAACACUCUUUCAAAAUUUAAAUUUUGUAUCCACUUUUAUCUUAUGGAAGUAAUUAUGGCAUUCAAAUAGCGCGCAUAUAUAUAAAUUUUAUUUUAAUUAAAAUAUUAUUUCGUCUUAGUUUCAAAAUUUUCAAGUUAUUGCAUAAUAAAACUAAAGCAAUAAUAAUUGUUAGCCUAAAUAUAUCGACUAAAUUUUAACUUCCAAAAACUGAAUACCAACAUAGAUCAAAUUUCAAAAUACAAAUUCCAAAGUUAAAAAUUGAAAAAAAAAAAAAAAGGAAAAAGGAAAAAGGAAAAAGGAAAAAGGAAAGGUUUAUUUUAUUUAUUUGUUUGUUGUUAUUAUUAUUAUUAUAUUUAAAUUGAGAAACGGAAGUUAGAGGCCGAGAAAAUAGUCACUAAAUUGUGGCGAAGGAGGCCCCGCUACAAAAAAUUUACCCACAUAUGUUAUUUGGGAUCAAGACUAAGUUUACCAAUUCAUAAUAAAAAUUUGUAUAAUUGUAAUGAAUUUCAUUGAUGGAUCAAUCAUAAAGAGUCAAUCACGUUUAAUUAAAGAUUUUGUAAACGUAAUUCUCACAAUUCAUUACAAUUAUGGGACACAACAAACAACAAACGUAACUAAGUAGACCUUGGAUAAAUGGGUUUAGAUGGUAACUGAGAUCUAAGAUCUGAAAGUAGAUCAUCAGUUAAUGAAAAAAAUAAGAGACACUCAGGCACACUAAGAUAAAGAUGAAGAAAAGUCAAGGUUCUAAGAUUCACCCAAAUUACUCUCUAAGCCCGUUGACGAGAAGACACCCCAACCACACAUUUUAUAUCUAACCUUUUUUUUUUUCACUGAAGCCACACAGUCAAGGCUAGUAAAGUGACAAUCCAUCUGGUUUCUGAUGAGCAAAACUUUGCAGGCUAGGCUAAAGUCAGCCUUGCAGCCCAACCACGUGACCCAUCUUUACAAUGUCACGUGACAUUUUUAUUUUUUCAAUUCUUUCUUCUUCUUCUUCCUUCGUUCAUCUCCUUAAUUUUUCUUUGUUUCUUUAUUCUUCUUUCUUCCAAAUCUCAAUCUCAAUCACCAGCUUUCUUUUUCUUUUUCCUUCUUGUACUAUUACUUCCAUCACUUUUUUUUCUCCCUAUUUUUCUUUGAUUCCUUCUUUUUUCUGUUACUCUUUGAUUUUCUUUUUCUGUUUUUAUCUUUGAUCCCAGUCUCAAGCUCCACUCUUAUGGCUGCCCCUCUUCUUCACUAUAAAUUUGCAAUUUUUAUUGGGGCUUUAGGCUUUUGAAGUAUUAUCCAUUUUCUCAGUCCAACUUAAAUCUUUUGGUGUGUAUUAAAACCCUAACAACCAAACCAUGCUUUUCCAUGGAUGGAAGAAGACCAAACCCAACCAAAUCCUUCGCCUACGUCCGACAAGAGUCCAUGCUUUAUUAAAAUUUGCAAAUUAAAUAAAAGCAGAAAAUGAAGAAUAGGAA
Benincasa hispida (wax gourd) is the source of this 3190-nucleotide messenger RNA. RefSeq lists its product as uncharacterized. NCBI's taxonomy places the organism in Eukaryota, Viridiplantae, Streptophyta, Magnoliopsida, Cucurbitales, Cucurbitaceae. Gene Ontology annotation, biological process: transmembrane transport. Gene Ontology annotation, molecular function: transmembrane transporter activity. The record is from RefSeq and is a predicted model, not a curated record.